AUGUCCUCCAAAAGUCUUGGGAACACCAACGUCCAGCAGGCCAAUUUGGAAACAGGUUGUGCACCCAGGCAUGACAGCGACGACGACUAUGAGGAGGAGGAACAUUUGGUGUCGGUGGAGUUAACAGGAAUUAUAGAUUCAGACAUUUUGGAAAAAUGCAACAACAAAUGUAAAAUUUUGGGUAUCAACACAGAGAGAAGCCCUUUUUACAAGUUGACAAAUAUGUGUUUGCAGGAGAAUAUGAAGAUGCUUUGGGCACUUGUGUUAUCUUUGAAGAAAUUGUAGACCAGGGAGAUGUAGAUAGUGCAAAACCAAAGCUGAAGUACAAAUGCCACACUGUAAAGAAACUAAAUAUGACCAGGACGUUUCUAACAGAAAAAAAAGAAGGUGAUGAUGGAGGAGGAAAAAUAGAAUGGUUCCAGAUCAAAGAAGACAGCAAUGCUAGCUGGCCUCAGAUGAUAUGCAGCUUUGCUCAGGAAAAUGAGGAAGCAGAUGACUCUGCAAGUGAAGACGACGACAACCAUGAGCAGUUAAAUGAAGCAACGGAGGAUGUUGAACAGGCAGAGCAGAGUCUUGAUCCAGGUGAAAAACAGCACUCUAAGGAGAAGGGCAAAUCUACUUUGGAGGGGAAGGAACAGUCAGAUUCCGUGAGAAAGGUACACAAGGAGGACCAGGAGCAUAUGGACACUGACAAAGUAGACAGUGGUACAGACAAACUGUCAUGUAAGACAGAGCAAGUUAAGGCGCUCAUCUGA
This is a messenger RNA of Staurois parvus, 755 nucleotides long. Lineage: Eukaryota; Metazoa; Chordata; Amphibia; Anura; Ranidae. The record is from the annotation of a GenBank genome assembly.